Messenger RNA from Tigriopus californicus, 1609 nucleotides. RefSeq lists its product as uncharacterized. Lineage: Eukaryota; Metazoa; Arthropoda; Copepoda; Harpacticoida; Harpacticidae. Gene Ontology annotation, cellular component: membrane. Gene Ontology annotation, biological process: lipid metabolic process. The coding region runs from base 134 to 1495 and encodes 453 amino acids. The transcript is spliced from 5 exons. Gene Ontology annotation, molecular function: oxidoreductase activity, acting on paired donors, with oxidation of a pair of donors resulting in the reduction of molecular oxygen to two molecules of water. The record is from RefSeq and is a predicted model, not a curated record.
GUGAAUAGUACGUGCCAGAAAAAGGCCAUUCCAUGCUCCGGCAUAGCUGACGCACAUUUUCGUGAUGCUGUUUUUGUAGAAAUCAUUGGCGGUGAAAUCCACGUCGAGCAACUUGUCUGGAACUUAGUCCAGAAUGGCGAAGGAAAGACGUGUGGGCUCGGAUUUUGAGGCAUCCAGUCUAACUCGUGAGAAGGUGGACGUAAUGAUGGAUUGUCCCGCCAAUCAAGUCCGGAUUGGCAACAAAUUCUACAAUGCCGAGAAGCUCCUUGACUUUCAUCCUGGUGGCCAAUUGUUCAUCAGUGCCUUUGCCGGACGAGAUGCCUCGCAAGCUUUCAUGUCUUACCACCGGAAGCGAUUUCCGCACCAGAAGAUGAAGUUUGCUUUGGACAAGGAGGACACCUUAGCACCCUCAGAAGACCCGCAUUUGAAUGACGACUAUUUUGAUCUAGUGGAGAGGGUUGAAAAGGUUUUACCACGGCAAAAAUCUUUUGCUCCAUGGACUUAUUAUGUUAAGGCUUUUUUCAUCAUUGGUGUUUGCUUGGCACUUGAAGGAUACAUGCACUACACUGGUCAAUAUGUUUGGUACCUCUCAGCUAUUCUUGGACUCUUUUACGCCUAUUUGGGACUGAACAUUCAGCACGAUGCCAACCACGGCGCUCUUUCAGCCAAUCCCCUCGUGAAUCGUCUCAUGGGAAUGACACAAAAUUGGUAUGGAGCCAGCGUGACAUCUUGGGUGCAUCAGCACGUGGUCCAACAUCAUGUGCACACUAAUGACGUGCAUCUGGAUCCAGAUAUCGAAGGAAAGGUGGUCAUGAGGUUGAAUCCUAUGAGGCCCUUGAAGAAGGUCCAUGCCUAUCAAUGGUUCUACUUCUUCGGCUUGAUCUUCAUGUACGGAUUCUCCAUUGUCAAGUUCAGCUUCACCACAGUCUUGGAAGGGUUCUAUUACACCCCAUUCUCGGAGCUGUUGAACCGUUAUCGAUACCAGGAACUGGCUUGGUCCUUGUUCUUUUACUUCCGUUGGUUCUUUUUGCCUUACUACAUGGCUCCUGCUUGGACCACGUUCUUCCAAAUCGCUCCCAUGUUCAUGAUUUUUGGCUUUUACCUGUCCGUGUUCUUUCACAUUAGCCACAAUUAUCUCGGCGUGGAACAACUCGAGGACACGAGUCCCAAACGUUCUUGGCUCCAUAACCAGGUCGUGGCUUCCUCGAAUGUGGCUGGACCCAUUCUCGGGUUCCUCAACGGAGGCUUGAACUACCAAAUCGAGCACCAUCUCUUCCCGAGGAUCCAUCACAGUCACUAUCCAACCAUUGCGCCAGUGGUUCGACAGUUCUGUCAAGAGAGAGGCAUUCCAUACCGACAUUUCGAAACAGUGACCGAAAACGUGAUAUCCAGCAUCCAGCAUAUGUACGACAUUGGCACGAAUGUCGUGCCUGAGGCCGCCAAGAAACUCGAGAAUGUCAAGAUGCAUGCACGAACCCUGAGCGUGGCUGGAUGAAUAAUGCACCCUUUAGAGUACGGCCAUCUAAACCUGGGAAAUGUCAGUUCGCAUAAAAUCUAAAUUCGGAAACAAAGUUCUAAUAAAUUAUUUCGUCUGCCCCUUCCGGUUCAA